AUGUGGACGUCGCCUGCGCGUCGAGGGCAUCUUGCCAUCUGUGUACAAUGGGUCGACGGCGGCUAUAAGCUUCGGAAAGCGCUACUCGGGCUCCCCCAGGUAGCACACAGCCAAAGCGGAGAACGUCAAGCUGAGCACGUCCUCGGUGUCUUCCGAAGCUACGGUAUUACUACCAAGAUCGGCUAUUAUACUGGCGAUAAUGCUACCUCGAACGAUACGCUUCUAAAGGCGUUAUCAGGCCAUUUAACUUUGGGCCUCGCCCUCGAAGCUGCGCUUAAGGCAACUGAACUGGCCGAAAAUGCGGACCCGUAUGAGAUAUUGUCCGCCACGAUAGGAGUACCAAUGGCUCAAAAUAAUGGCGACGGGGUGAGAGCAGCGCUCCGUCUGCCUUUGUCUUCUCUUUGCGACCUGGUCCGAUGUCCUGAGACUUACCCCAUGGACUUGCUCAACAUGACUUCGGAAAUGAUCCACGUGGUCAAAUUUCUCCUGCCUGCAUUUCGAAUGGCCACACAAAAUUGCCUCACCACCCGCACUUCUGCUGGUAAGCGUCUCAUUUCACCGACACGGUCGGUGAAGUUCAGUGAGCCCCGCUUUGCCCUCGCAGAAAGCAACGCGGCCAGGACUAAACUGCCGCAGAAGCAUUUCGACCUGUUUAUCGAGCCUCGCGGCGGCUUCACCCAAAAUCUGUUCGCUCUAUCGUACCACGGCCCUACCACACGUAGGGCAAUGUUCAGCGGACCGCAUGGAAAGAAGCUACCAGUACAUUCAUAUGAAAAUGUUGUUAUGCUGGCCACCGGAUUUGGCAUUGCCGCUCACCUGCCGUAUCUGCGGAAGCUGAUUCACGCGCGACUUCAACGCGCAGGAUUCAUCUAG
Messenger RNA from Beauveria bassiana ARSEF 2860, 873 nucleotides. Its product is annotated as metalloreductase transmembrane component. The coding region runs from base 1 to 873 and encodes 290 amino acids. The record is from RefSeq and is a predicted model, not a curated record. Gene Ontology annotation, molecular function: ferric-chelate reductase activity. Gene Ontology annotation, cellular component: plasma membrane. Gene Ontology annotation, biological process: iron ion transport; copper ion import; intracellular iron ion homeostasis. The transcript has 4 exons. Lineage: Eukaryota; Fungi; Ascomycota; Sordariomycetes; Hypocreales; Cordycipitaceae.